UCUUCACUUUUAUUUUUUAAAACAUUUCUCACUUUCAAUCCUUAAUCCCUUCGAAACAAUGUCGACAAACUUACAGUCUCGCCCUUGGUCACGUUUGGCAAGCAUUGCCAGGCCAGUCCCUGUCCCUCCCCCGGCUCCAGCCCCAGCCCCAGCCCCAGCCCCAGCUCCAGCCCCAGUCCCAGCCCCAGCCCCAGCCCCAGCUCCAGCUCCUCCUCCGGCUCAACCUACCCCUCCACCUCCAGCACCUGCCCCUGCAACGGCUCCAGCUCCUGCUACGGCUCCACCUCCACCUUCCCCAACACUUCCAGCACCUGCCCUUGCUACAGCUCCUCCUCCAGCACCAGCACCUGCACCUGCCGCUGCUCCAAUCCCAGCCCCAGCUAUAGCACCUGCCACUGCACCACUCACUGAUCCUUCUCCUGCCCAGACUCGUCCCAUCCCAGCUCGACUGCCCACAUUCAGGCCCCUGCCUCAAGCAUCUCCACCAUCACCACCACCAGCAGCAAGGCCAGUGGCUCUACCGCAACCUGCUACUGCUGCCAUGCCAGCGGCUGUUGUUGCUCCAGCAGCAAAAUCUCCAACUCUUAAACCAUCACCGACGCCCAAAACUUCCCCAACUCAAACACUGCUUUCGGUCACAACCUCCUCGGCCCAAACACCUCCCAAGCCAAAGCCUUCACAAUCUCCUUCUUCUUCUUCACCACCCAAACCCAUCGCAACCACGAACUCAUCAGCGCCAGCCCAAAGAGUUGGGUAUACGGCAACCACUAUCCUUUCUACUAUUCGGGCGCCAAGUCCAACACAAUCUUCGAAAACGAUAAAACCCGCAACUCAAACUCCACCGCAAUCUCCCAAGCCCAAGCCUACUGGAUCACCGCCUUCUCCCCUCAACUUACCACCUUCCAAAUUCAAAUUGGAACGUGAAAAUGAGCCCAAGAUCCCCAAAGAGGCAGAGCAGAAAACAGUUCUGGUUCAAAAGACCGUCGGCGAAAGGCCCUUGUCAUGGCUAACUGGAAGCGAGCCCAAGAAAGAUGCGGGUGCCACCAAUCACAAAGGGAGCAACAACGUCGCUGAAUCAAAAGAGAAAAAAGGGCAGGGAAAAAAGGCUUCUUCUGAUUCCGAGGAAGGAGGGUUUCGGGUUAUCACGCUUGCAGGUGAAAAUAAAGGUGCCAUCAUGGAAAUUUUCCACUCCCCAAAGAAAAAUGGGUUUGAAGGUAAUCCUCGGUAUCUCCAGGCCCAGAAGACGACGGGAACUUCUAAACUUGCAAUCGCUGAUGGCGGCGAAACAUGGCAUAGCUUUAGCAGUGGCGACGAAAGGAAUGACCAAAAGACAAACAAGGACAAAACCCAGAAAGAUGCGAAAGCAAUGCGGACUCUUCCCAUGACCGCUUUCAUGAACAGUAACGUGCAAGCUGUUAACAACUCCAUCAUGUAUAAUUCCAAGUGUAAGCACCAUGAUCCCGGCGUGCACCUUGCUCUCUCCAGGAAACCAGGCCAUGGAGCAUUCAAGAUCAAGGAAAACGGCAGCGGCAGUCGUAAUUAGAGAAGAAGAGAGAGAGUGAGCAAAAGAUUCAGAGAGGUUUUACUUCUGCGGUUGGUUUUCACGCUAUAAUUAUUAUGUCAUGAGAAGAAGAAAUUAUAAGGGAGAAUAGAAGCAAAAUAUGAGAAUAAAACAAGAGCGAUCACAAAACGGUGUUAUGGGUUCUGAUUCUUCAAUUUUUUAUUCCACUUCUGCGGAGUUUGAUUGAAGUAUAUCGCUCAUGCUCUGUUUUCUGAUACAGACAUAUAUACACAAAA
Carica papaya (papaya) is the source of this 1797-nucleotide messenger RNA. RefSeq names its product serine/arginine repetitive matrix protein. Lineage: Eukaryota; Viridiplantae; Streptophyta; Magnoliopsida; Brassicales; Caricaceae. The record is from RefSeq and is a predicted model, not a curated record.